Oncorhynchus tshawytscha (Chinook salmon) is the source of this 3105-nucleotide messenger RNA. It is a transcript of the gene cacng5b, whose product is annotated as calcium channel, voltage-dependent, gamma subunit 5b. Gene Ontology annotation, molecular function: voltage-gated calcium channel activity; channel regulator activity. The coding region runs from base 1063 to 1893 and encodes 276 amino acids. Lineage: Eukaryota; Metazoa; Chordata; Actinopteri; Salmoniformes; Salmonidae. Gene Ontology annotation, biological process: neurotransmitter receptor transport, postsynaptic endosome to lysosome; transmission of nerve impulse; regulation of AMPA receptor activity. The record is from RefSeq and is a predicted model, not a curated record. The transcript has 6 exons. Gene Ontology annotation, cellular component: postsynaptic density membrane; AMPA glutamate receptor complex.
UGAAGUGUUUACCGUCAAUGAAGUCUCCGUGAACACGGGAACAUUGUCUUUAAAUUUAAAUCAAGCUGUAACAUGGAUUUUCUGCGAUACUUCUGUCAUACUCAUUGAAUCCAGCCCAAAGCAUUCUCUCUCAUCUGUCUUUCGUUCAUGGCAGGAGCUGGCCGUGGUGCUGAAGUCCCAGGGGCCCGGGACUGUUUCUAGACAAGACAGAAUAAAGGCACAGUGAUUAUGAUGCCUUUGUAUCAGCUGUUUUGCUGGGGCUUAUUUUGUAUUUUUCCACUGGUGAGAAGUUAUUUUCUGCUCACUCUAUCAGAAAUGUGUGACAUGUUUUCACAAAAUAAGAGGACAUGUUUCAGAUGUAUUUUUAGGAUACUUUGAGGAAUUGCACACAUAAAUAACAUAUAUCAAUACGAUCUCUCUAAGGCAAUCUAGGGAAAUCCAGAGGUAGACUUAUUAUUUCAUUAUUGAUGAUCUCAAAACGUUCUAAAUAUACAGUAAGCCAUUUGAGCAUCUAUCAUUGGUGACUGAUCUCCUUUAAAGGGUGUGAUAUUGACGUCACCUUUCUCGGGAAAAAGUGUAAGACUGUAUGUAAUCUGAUGAAAUAGUUUGUUUUGGUUGGUGCUCUCCCUCUCUCUAUCUCUCUCUCUCGUAGCCUCCGCAUUCAGCAUUCCGCGUAGCGGGGUGAUGAUAUCAAUCACCAUGGCACGAAGCGUCUGAGUUGAGCUGAAGGGACAGCUACGUGCUGGUGCGGUCUGCGGAUAUGUCCAUCGUCACUAGUGAGUGAGGUCGCGUGCUAAAUCCUAGGAGCUCUGGGGGAAGCGCACCUUCAUGCCAAGAAGCGAGUGGCUACGGUGUGCACCUCUGUCCGUCUUGUCUGUUUACCCAGCGGCGCUCCAACACCUAUUGUUACUGUCUCUGAGGGGUGCAGAUGAAGACACACAUAGGAGGGAGAACUACUGAGAGAGAACCCAGACUCAUCCUACACACACAGAUCUGAGAUCUGACCUCUCACCUCUGACCCAGUGCCCCCUACUGGUGCAGACCACCUCUGAUCCUACCGUGAUGAGCGGGUGCGGCAGGAAGGCUCUGGCAUUGCUGAGCAGCGUGUUUGCGGUCAGCGGGCUGGGGCUUCUGGGAGUUGCGGUCUCUACAGACUACUGGCUGUACCUGGAGGAGGGGGUCAUCCUGCCCCUGAACCAGACCACUGACAUCAGGACCUCCCUGCACUCUGGACUCUGGAGAGUCUGCUUCCUGGCAGGUGAAGAGGCAGGUCGCUGUUUCACCAUCGAGUACAUCAUGCCCAUGAAUUUACAGCUCACCUCUGAGUCCACAGUCAGUGUACUUAAGAUGAUUCGUUCAGCCACUCCGUUUCCUCUGGUCAGUCUGUUCUUCAUGUUCAUCGGCUUUGUGCUAAACAACAUCGGACACGUCCGACCUCAUCGCACCAUCCUGGCCUUUGUCUCCGGAAUCUUCUUCAUCCUCUCAGGUCUGGCUCUGGUGGUAGGUCUCGUGUUGUAUAUAUCCAGUAUUAAUGACGAGAUGUUGAACAGGACUAAGAGCAGUGAGUCCUACUUCAGCUACCGGUACGGCUGGUCCUUCGCCUUCGCUGCCAUCUCCUUUCUGCUCACUGAGAGUGCGGGCGUCAUGUCCGUCUACCUGUUCAUGAAGCGUUACACAGCCGAGGAAAUGUACCAGCGCCACCACCCCGGCUUCUACCGGCCACGCCUCAGUAACUGCUCUGACCACUCCGGUCAGUUCCUGCACCCGGAGACCUGGGCACGAGGACGCAGCCCCUCGGACAUCUCCAGCGAAACCUCACUUCAGAUGAGCACCAGCUACCCGGCCCUGCUCAAGUGCCCCGACUACGACCAGGUCUCCUCCUCACCCUGCUGAAGGGGUCAUCGGGUCAGGGCAGGUCGCCAAGGUCAAGGGUGAGAAGUCAUAGGUGAUGUUGCUUUUAGAUACUGAUCUAAGAUCAGCUUUCUUUUUUAAGUUAUCUGGAAUCUGUGGAGGGUUGCUGGGAAGUUGCUGGGUGUGGAUAGAACCUCCCGCCUGCAUAGUUUACUGGGAGAUCAGUCCCAAUAGAUAUACAGGGAAGCCUCUGUCUCUUUAUUUUGUUGUUGUUCGUUCCCAUUGUGAUGCUGUGCCCUGGACCUUGUUUGAAAACAUCUACCAGCCAUGAUUGCUGCUGAGGCAACAGUUGAUGCCGCUGUGCCACAUCUUACCUACAGAUGGCAGCAAAGUGCAGAGUUUUUUCAGGAGUAUUCACUUCUCACGUAUUUUCUAUUAUAUCAGGAUACUUACUGCCACUGAUUAGUUAACUUGACGAGGACCAAACUAACAUUUACACAAAUGUUUGAACGGGAACAAUACAUGUCACUAUGUUAAAGCUGCAAUCAGCAGUUGAAACAUUAACAAAGUGAACUCCCAUCCCGUUUCAGUAAAAAGCUGAGGAAUGGGGCUAGAGAAAUGUAACCACUCUCAAAUUCAUAGACAGAGCUAUGGAUGCAAGGACUGGCCAUCCAUGAUAUCGAAAUUAUUGUUACCAUGUUUUGAAGGUAUAUAGUGUUUGUUUACAAACACUGGAGUGAAACAAGCUUUUAUUUUGGUUUCUGAAGGUUACGACAGUUGAAUUAAGCACAUGAGGCAUUUGUAAUAUUAUAACAUCAUAUUCUUAAGAGGUCCAAAAAUGGAUGAAACAACUGCAGAUUGCACCUUUAAACGUGUGAUAUGUUAAAUUGUGUAGUUUGCUUCAUGUUGGAGUUUUUAAAUUGAUGUGUCCCUUCUGGCUCACGGAUCUGCCAACAUUACGUUUUCAUGUUAUGGAAUCUCUGCUUUGUUUAUGUAUCAUGUAAAAAUGAAUUAUUUGAAAAGUAAUUGGUAUUUACUCUUAGACAGAUUGUUUAUACAUGCAUAUCAAUAACUGUUGUACAUUGUAUGAAUAUAGCGAACCAUUGUAAAACAAGUCAAAUGUGUAGUCUCUGCUUAAAAUGAUUCAUUCUGAGUGUCAGCAUCAUGCCGUCGGCAUAGCAACUGUUGCAUACAAACUGUACAAUAUCUGGAGAAUAUCUAAAUGUGGGAAAUAAAUAGACUUUGUGAAAUCUU